ACUACGGUCUCGGAUGCAUCAUCCUACGAAUGCAACCGCACAGGCAAGUUGUAAUUGUAACCCUGUAAAGUUCUCAUCUAGUGCUGUAAGGCUAGCAUUCAUGUAUGCAUGUUAGUCUGACAGCAUUUUGAUAAUAGAUAAGGGGGGUUGCAAUUCCUAAACAUCCGAAAAUAGAUACUGUAAAAGGUCUUAUAUGAUCUGACGAGAAUGGACGCCGACGCGUCAUGCGGCAUUUAGGGAGGAUAGCCUAACAAUACAUAGGUCCAUCUAUCUAUGUACAUGCCCAUGGCAUUUUGAUUUAGAUCCUGCCUCCACUUUCGACAUGCCUUCCAUAAAAGUCAUUGAUUCUUGCCUGGUGCAACCGUUGGAUCCGAUGCUCUUCACCAACAAAGUUCGAUCGAUGUUCGAAGCAUAUCAUGACAGCACACGAGACUGAUGUUUUAAUCGUAGGAGGAGGGCCAACGGGGGUAACAUUAGCGCUCGAGUUGGCUGUUCAUAAGAUUCCAUUCCGUAUCGUCGACAGAGAAUUACAGAGAUCGGACAAGUCUAGAGCUCUAGGUAUUCAACCACGCACCCUAGAACUUUUAAAUCGGCAUGGCGAUGUUCGGAAACUCGUCUCACAAGGAAAUCUAAGCAGCGGUACUACAUUCUAUCUGAACGGAAAGAAGACGGCGGACAUCGAUAUAUCGGGUCUUGUGGAAGACUCGGUGUUCCCUCUCAUCCUCAUUAUCUCUCAGUGCGAAACAGAAACGUUCCUAGAUGGAUGUCUUGCGAAGCAUGGUUUCGCUGUCGAGCGAGGUCUCGAAGCAACAUCUAUCGUUCAAGAUCCUACCGGGGUCACCGUAAAACUAAACAACCCAGAUGGUGUUGAGGAGACUAUCCGCGCGAAGUACGUCGUUGGUGCUGACGGAGCACACAGCAGCGUGCGACGUGCUGCAACGGGCCUUACUUUCCAGGGUGCGGCCUACCCACAGGACUUCAUCCUCUGCGAUGCCCAUGUGAGGAACUCCAAAUUAGCCCGGAACCGAUUUUCUCUCUGCCUGGGCAGGGGUUCUCUUGCCGUUUUCCCGCUGAAAGAUGGCACAUGUCGAGUUGUAGUGUCCCGCAUAAACCCUAAGGUGGAUGUUGAGCCAAGACUAGAAGACUUUCAAGAAAUGUUGAAUCAGCUUCAUCCAGAUGCGGGAGAACUGCACGACCCUACUUGGAUCACUCAGUUCCAUCUGCAUCACAGGGGCGUGAAUAGCUACCGCGACGGUCGUCUGUUCGUCGCGGGCGACGCAGCGCACAUCCACUCCCCCGCUGGAGCUCAAGGCAUGAACACCGGUAUACAAGAUUCCAUAAACCUAGGAUGGAAGCUAGCGAAGGUGAUACGGGGCAAGCGACCAGAUUCGUUUCUCGACAGCUACGACCACGAACGCCGUCCGAUCGGCCAACAUUUACUUGAAACUUCCGAUAAAAUGUUCACUUGGGGUUGCUCUUCUAACCCCUUUUUCAUCUCCUUCCGCAACGUUCUGCUCACAUGGGUCUUACCCUGGUUUGUCAGUAGCCGGGAUCGUCGUGCCAAUAUCUUCAAAUUCAUAUCUGAAUUUGGCAUCAACUACCGAGACAGCUCCGUGGUGGGUACGGCAUCGGGGUACUCAGGGCCGGUGCUGGGGGGCGACCGUGCUCCGGAUAGGAUUAUCAAGAGCGCGGGUAGGGAAAGACAGUUCUUAGAGCUUAUCACGCCAGAUACGCAUCAUCUGGUACUUCUUUCAGGGGUUGGCGAUGAUGCUAUUACGGAACGGGCCAUACUAGAAGUUCAGUCAGUUUUCGCGAAGAAAAACUCGGACGAGGCUAAGGUGCACUUGAUCCUUGACGAAGCAGCCGAUGGACCAGAUAUUCCUGGGCAUAUCGAUGUUGGAAAUCAUUUACAUGGUCAGUUUGGUUGUUCCAAGCCUUCUUAUGUCUACAUUCGACCGGAUGGUUAUAUAGAGCAUAUUGGAUUCCUAUCAGAGUUCCAGACGCUAUUAGAAUGGCUUGAGUGAAAUUAGUUAAGUCCAAGGGACGGGUCGUUAUUCUUAGUGUGCCAUAUAUCUUACAACCUUGUCGCUCAAGUGUAUCCAAAUUGUACUUGAAGCAAGGCGUCACGGCAAGUCAGGUAUAUUAGGUAGAUAUCUGUCUAACACGACUUAUAAAUUACCCCUGAGUAGGAAC
This is a messenger RNA of Daldinia decipiens, 2193 nucleotides long. Its product is annotated as FAD binding domain-containing protein. Bases 417 to 2024 code for a protein of 535 amino acids. NCBI's taxonomy places the organism in Eukaryota, Fungi, Ascomycota, Sordariomycetes, Xylariales, Hypoxylaceae. The transcript has a single exon. The record is from RefSeq and is a predicted model, not a curated record. Gene Ontology annotation, molecular function: FAD binding.